Messenger RNA from Xyrauchen texanus (razorback sucker), 3509 nucleotides. Its product is annotated as arf-GAP with coiled-coil, ANK repeat and PH domain-containing protein 1-like. The coding region runs from base 466 to 2745 and encodes 759 amino acids. The record is from RefSeq and is a predicted model, not a curated record. Gene Ontology annotation, cellular component: cytoplasm. The transcript has 24 exons. Lineage: Eukaryota; Metazoa; Chordata; Actinopteri; Cypriniformes; Catostomidae. Gene Ontology annotation, molecular function: GTPase activator activity; protein binding.
CUACAGCAAGCGUUAUCAAACCCGGAAAUAAAGUGCGCGCGUAAGGGGUGGGCCAACCGGGGCAAACGCAAGAAGAGAUUAAAAAAAAGUUCGCUUGUAAAGUGCGAAACAAGUUUUAGUACCCCAAGGGAGACCUGCAAGGACAUGUUGUUUGAUGCGUUCAAAUACAGUUCGAUAUAUAAUCCUAUGAAUCUAUGGAUUUAUGGAUGGAAAGAAACGCACGUGAUGGAACACAAAUUGCAAAACCGUCUGACUGAUAUUUAUACCGAAACCAUCCUAUGGAUACGACUGGUUUAAUUCAUCGUUACUAAUUGAUUCCUGAUGUUCUUCACACCACUGGUCUCACGGCGUUGGACGUAUAAAGCAUAAAGGAAGCCUCUUCUAUCUCUUUGGAAACACCGCAUGGUAUAAGGAAUUAAAAGAAUUGUUGGAAUAAACAGUGUCUUUAUUUCUACUUUUCCAAAAAUGACUAUCAAACUGGACUUCGAAGAAUGUCUGAAAGACUCCCCACGAUUCAGGGCAGAAAUCGAGAAGGUGGAGGUAAAUGUUAGUGAAUUGGAGACAAGGCUUGAGAAGUUGGUGAAACAGUGCCACACUAUGCUGGAGACAGGUCGUGUGUAUUGCCUGAACAGUAAGAGUUUUGUCAAUGGCCUCAAAGAGCUGGGACACCACUGUUCUGAGGACAAAGCUAUGGGGGAGUGUUUAGAGAAGUUUUCUAAAAAACUUUCUGACAUCCUCAGCGCUCAAGAGGAGGUGAUUGAAACCACACAGAAGUCUGUGAAGUCGAAACUACAGAAUUUUGUGAAAGAGGAUGUAAAGCGUUUUAAGGAUGUACGCAAGGAGUUUGAGCGCAGCAGUGAGAACCUGGAGGCAGCACAUAGCAGGAAUGCCCAGGCACCUCGAGGGAAACAGCAUGAGGUGGAAGAAGCCAGUAAUAACCUGCUAAAUGCACGGAGAGCCUUCAGAUCAGGGGCACUGGACUACGUGCUGCAGAUUAAUGUCAUUGAGUCCAAGAAGAAGACUGAAAUUCUAAUGGCGAUGCUUUCUCUUAUGGAGGCCCAGACGCUGUUCUUCCGACAGGGUUACCAGUCACUCACAGAACUGGAAAACUACCGCAAGCAACUGAGUGACGAGUACACUCAACUGGUCCUUAAUUCUGCAAGAGAGAAAAGGGACAUGGAGCAGAGACAUGCUGCUGUCAAGAAAAAUGAUGUGUCAUAUGAUGACUCCAUUUUGGACUUCAGCCCAGAUGCACCCAAUGGCAUCGCAAUGGAAGGCUACCUGUACAAGAGAGCCAGCAAUGCUUUUAAAACAUGGAGCAGGCGCUGGUUCUCUAUUCAGAAAAACCAGUUGGUUUACCAAAAGAAACACAAUGAGCAGCUCACUGUUGUUGUGGAGGACCUGCGUUUAUGCACAGUGAAGCCCUAUGCUGAACAAGAGAGACGAUUCUGCUUUGAGGUUGUCUCUCCAUCUAAGAGCUGUCUGUUACAGGCUGAUUCAGAACGACAGCAGCAAGGCUGGAUCAGCGCUGUCCAAAACAGCAUCGCCUCAGCAUUCCAAGAGAGAAGAGAUGACACACUUAGUUCUAGAGAUCGCUGUAGUUCAGUGUCUGCGGGAAGUGUGCGUUUGAGUGGAAGUGGAGGGGAACCAGAAUCUUUUCAUCGGGAUGCCCUGGAAGAGGUGCAGGCCAUCCUGGGAAAUGGGCAGUGCUGUGACUGUGGGGAGCCUGGACCCGACUGGGCCUCCAUUAAUCUGGGUAUCACACUGUGCAUAACCUGUUCUGGUAUACACAGGAGUUUAGGUGUCCACUUCUCAAAGGUACGAUCACUUACGCUGGACUCCUGGGAACCAGAGCUCGUCAGACUAAUGUGCGAGUUGGGAAAUACAGCCAUUAACAAGAUCUAUGAGGCACGCAUUGAUGAGAUCACCAUUAAGAAGCCACACCCCUCUAAUCCGAGGCAAGAUAAGGAAUCAUGGAUUCGCUCAAAAUACGUAGAGAAGAAAUUCAUCCACAAGCUCCCAGAGACCGGUCGAGGUCCGCUCCUGCGACGCUCUAGUGCCCGACGUAACCGAUCAACCACACAGGACAAACAGGGCACUCGCCCACCCCUCAAGCCCAAACCCAAUCGAGCCACCCUACCACGACUCACUGGGCUGACCCCAAGUGACAUAAUGAAGAACAAUUCCAGCUCUCACAAAGAAAAUGAUGAAGAGGAUGAUCUAAGUGGUCUUCAUCCUGGGGCUUUGUUGUAUCGAUCUGCGGCGAUGCAGCACUUCCCUCUCAUGGCAGAUGCUCUGGCUCACGGUGCCGAUGUCAACUGGGUUAACGUGGCUGAAGACAGCAGAACUCCACUAAUACAAGCCGUUAUGGCUAAUUCAUUGGCAGCCUGUGAGUUCCUUCUGCAGAACGGGGCUAAUGUGAACCUGGUGGACUCAGAUGGGAGGGGGCCACUACACCAUGCUACUGUACUAGGACAUACAGGGUUGGUGUGUCUAUUUCUGAAGAGAGGAGCAGACUACAAUGCAAAAGACAUUGAAGAAAAAGACCCAAUAAGCAUAGCCAUAGAUAACGCCAAUGCAGACAUUGUCACGCUACUCCGGAUAGCCAAGAUGGACAGGGAGAUGCGGGAGAUGGAUGGCACUCCAUCAGGUGAUGAUACUUAUCACGACAUCUUCAGGGAUUUCUCACAAAUGGCUUCCAACAACCCAGAGAAGCUUAAACGGCGUAGCGCUGACAUCAAAUAAACCACCUGACCACUAGAUGUCAAUGUUACUCCAACACACACAUGCACACGCAAUCAUUCACCCUCCAGACCACAUUCUAAUGCUUUUUUUUUUUUUUUUGCUGAAUCAUCACCCAGCAGGCCAUGGCACAACAGUAAACAGUAACCUCCUAAGAAAUGCUGCUUCAUUUUGUUUAUAUACCAUCCGUGAGCAUAAAUUCCCAUUAAUGUGGUCUGAAAAGUCUGGGUUUUGUCAUAUUUAUCCCAGUUUAGGCCUUAAGAUUUCAUAAAUACUGUUUGCAUGGCAUGUAGUAAACUACUAUUUACAUUUUUUUGUCACCGAUUGACCUGUACCCAUUUAAUUUAUCAUUGGACAAUACUAAUCAGUUCCAUGUAUUAAAAGCAAUUCUUAUUGAGCAAGUUUACAUUCUGAAUGCUGUGAAAGCAACAAAGAGAAUAUUUGCACUAGAUAGUGGUGGAGAAGAUGCUAGGCCUCAUUUUGCAUAUUGAUGGCAGUGAAUUUAGCUCAUAUAUUUUCUAUGGACAAAAGUUGCUUUUCUUCUUUGUAUUCACUCUUUUGAGAGUCACGGUUAAUGCAACUUGAAUGCAAAAUAUUUUGGGGGGUCAUUCUUUAGCUGGUUCCCCUAUAUAAUUGUAUUUGGUGUUUUUUUUUCUCUUUAAGACCUAAACAUUUGAAAAAUUGUUAUUUGCCGUGCUUUAAGAGAAUAUGUUGCUAAAUAAAUAAAUGAUACACAUCUCUUGUUAUUUUUAUUUGUGAGGGUAUUU